Messenger RNA from Nematolebias whitei (Rio pearlfish), 2305 nucleotides. It is a transcript of the gene pou2f1b, whose product is annotated as POU class 2 homeobox 1b. NCBI's taxonomy places the organism in Eukaryota, Metazoa, Chordata, Actinopteri, Cyprinodontiformes, Rivulidae. The transcript is spliced from 15 exons. Gene Ontology annotation, cellular component: nucleus. Gene Ontology annotation, molecular function: RNA polymerase II cis-regulatory region sequence-specific DNA binding; DNA-binding transcription factor activity, RNA polymerase II-specific. The record is from RefSeq and is a predicted model, not a curated record. The coding region runs from base 1 to 2127 and encodes 708 amino acids. Gene Ontology annotation, biological process: regulation of transcription by RNA polymerase II.
AUGGCGGACGGAGGAGCAGCGAGUCAAGAUGAGAGUUCAGCACCAGAUGUUAAAGUGAAGUCAGAAACCACUAAAUGUGAAAUGGAAAGUGUUGACGGGAACCCCGGAAUCCAAACCAAUGGAUUGGACUUUCAGAGGCAGACGGUGCCAACCACAAUUGCUAACGCCCUUCCCCCCUCCUUCCUCCAACAGUCUAAGUCUGAAGACUCUGAUGCUCUUCCGACCUCCACCCAGCAGAGUGUAUUGCCUCAAACCCAGCUAAUGUUGGCCGGGGGACAGAUUGCUGGCUUGACACUGAACCCACAGCAGCAGCUGUUGCUUCAGCAGGCCCAAGCUCAGCUCCUGGCUGCAGCCAUGCAGCACUCAGCCAGCCAACAGAACAGCACCACUGGGGCCAACAUCUCUGCCUCUGCAGCCACACCCAUUACCCAGCUGCCCCUAUCACAGCCCAUCCAGAUUGCCCCCCAACUACAACCGCAAGGUAUAAGCCUGCCGCAGUUUGUCCUGGUUCAGCCUGGCCACCCGAUCGCUACACCACUGCAGCCCGCCCAGUUCAUCAUCUCACAGACACCGCAAGCCCAACAAGGCAUUUUGCAAGCCCAGAGUCUUCUUACUCAACUACCUCAAAGCCAAGCUAACCUUCAUCCGACUCAACCAAGCAUCACCCUUGCAACUCAGCCUGCAUCUCCAUCCCGCACCACAGCAGCCACAAAUAUUCAGACCCUGCCCCACAGUCAGACGCCACCUAAACGCUUAGACACCCCCACUCUAGAGGAGCCCAGUGAUCUGGAGGAACUGGAGCAGUUUGCCAAGACUUUCAAACAGCGGCGGAUCAAACUGGGCUUCACUCAGGGGGACGUUGGCCUGGCCAUGGGGAAGCUGUAUGGAAAUGACUUCAGCCAAACUACCAUCUCUCGCUUUGAGGCCUUGAAUCUGAGCUUUAAGAAUAUGUGCAAACUUAAGCCUUUGCUGGAGAAGUGGCUCAAUGAUGCAGAGAACCUGACAUCUGACCAGGCCUUGUCCAGCCCCAGUGCCCUGGGCUCUCCGAGCAUGGGCAUAGAGGGGAUCAACCGCAGACGGAAGAAAAGGACCAGUAUCGAGACCAACAUCCGAGUGGCCUUAGAAAAGAGCUUUCUGGAGCAGAACCAAAAACCUACCUCUGAAGAGAUCACAAUGAUCGCUGACCAGCUCAACAUGGAGAAGGAGGUGAUUCGGGUCUGGUUCUGCAAUCGCCGACAGAAAGAGAAGAGAAUCAAUCCACCCAGUAGUGGCAACAGUGGAGGAGGCAACACCCCUAUAAAAACCAUCUUCACCCCCAGUAGCCCUUUGGUGGCGAGCACAGCAAGCCUUGUAAGUCCAACUAUUAACACAUCCACCACUCUGACUGUAAACCCAGUGAUGCCUCUCACCAACACCAGCGUCUCCAAUGUGAAUUUCACAGGCACAACAGUUGGAGUUACAAACACUGCAUCUGUCAUUUCUACUGCACCCGUAGUUACGUCGACCAGCUCUCCAUCUGCAAGUCCGUCCACGACGAGCGUUCAGUCCACAGACGGCAAAGUUGGCAUGCAGACCAUUGUCACGCAUACUCCGACAUCUGUAGCUACAACGUUAGGGAUGGGUCAGGUGAUGGUGGCGUCUCCGGGGCUGUCUGCAGCGCUGCAGGGGGCUGCCCAGUUGUCCACCAGCUCCAGCUUUGCAGCCAUGGCAGCUGCUGCGGCGGGGCUCAACCCCAGCUUGAUGACAUCAUCCCAGUACGCUCCAGGAGGUGCCCUUCUCAGUUUGGCACCUGGGGGGCUCGGCAGUGCGCUCAGCCCUGCUCUCAUGAGUAAUAACACCCUGGCUACCAUUCAAGCACUGGCAUCAGGCGGCACAAUCUCGCUCCCGUCCCUGGACGCUAGUAACCUGCUGUUCGCCAACACUUCAGCUGCUAACACACCCAACCUGGUAACCACGCCGCUCUUCCUGAAUCCUCAGAAUCUGUCACUGCUCACCAGUAACCCCGUCAGCCUGGUGUCGGCCGGGACGGGUGGGCUCCAUGUCACCGCUGACGCCCAUCAUCCAGCCGCCUCUGCUGCCGUGCCUGUGCAGACGUCGACCAUUACCACUGCCUCCAAGGCUCAGUGAAGCCUCUCGGGCUGCGUCCUGAGUGAACGCUCGUUUCCUACGUUGAACACUACUCCUGUCACACUAUGUGGGGAUCAAUUUGAUGGUCUGAUAAAGGGUUUGUGCUUCACCACCCACUCCACAGUCUUUAACAUUGUAUCUAACGUAAUUUAAUCUUUGUGCUGCCACCAAAAAGAAA